AUGAAUCUUCCAAGCCAAAAACCAUCAGAAGUUAGUCGUUUUGACAAGCCUUCAGCUGAAUUUGAAAAAAGUGAGUUUUAUUAAGAUUUUUUUUCUUUUUGAACAGUAGGCUAAGAGUUUUAUAGUGGCAGUUGUAAGCAGGGCUGGACGAUGAUGAAGGAGGAGAUGGGACACCAAAAAAUAUUUUUAAAAACAUAUUGGUUAAUAAGGAAAGUACCCCACCUGCCCCGUUCUGAUUGACGUCAAACUUUUCGCAUAGGAAGAUCAUGUAAAUAUAAGACCUGCAGCAAAGUAAUAAAUCGCGUUUUCUAGGAAAUCCCGAGAAAAUCAAUAUUAAAAAUGACGUUUUAAAUUUGCGCCAAAUUGACAUAAUGUUUUAAACUUUUAACUUCGUCAUUUUUUAAAUUUUAAUAAUUUUUCUUUAGAAUAUUACUAGAAUACCUUUAAAUGAAUAUACAUUUUUAAAUUCGUAAGCGUAGCUUGUCUGAAAAGUGAAAAAGUGCUUAAAACACAAUGCCAAUUAGGCGGGAAAACAAAAUGAUUUAAAUUUAAAACUCAAAGAGCUAAAAUUUUGUAUGGGUACUAUUCAUGGUGCAAGAAAGUCAUAUAAAACGUUUGAGCUGAUUAUGGGCGGGGCAGGGUAAUUUGCUUGUGUGCCACAUUUGUUCUUAUUUUCAACCUCCUCCCUCCAUAUCAAAAUCAGCUUUAGCCUACCCUAUAGCCAGAGGCGAGCGGGGACUUUUGGUCUGGGGGCGGGGGUCGAAAAAAUCGGCACAAGGGGGUCGAAAAAUUUAAAAUAAUAAAAAAAUUUAAUGUAAAAUAUAGUUUUGGGAUACGUAUUAUCUCAAUUUCUUACAGAAGCAAAUACUCUUCUCAACCAUAUGCAAGGAUACCGUUUGGUAGACUGGUACAAUUCGAACGACAGUAAUAUCGAGAAGGCCAACGUGUAUAGAGAAUAUUCGACAACCAUUCGACGAAAAACAAUGUUUCAACUGCUUAUGUUAGCCGACCACGUUUUAAGCAAAAACGACCGAAUUUGUUUUUCUGACAUUUUGGCAGCUUUUAUCGGCAACAUUAUGGAAAAUCAACCAGCUGAAGCUGAAAUUCUUGCCAAGAAUUUUGAUUAUGUUUGCUCGGUUAUUGAUUCCUUCAAACGUUACUUGGAAGGAGAUGAAUAUGCUAAAGAAUUGGACCUAAUUGAAGACUCAUGGAAUUUUCUAGCUUUGACUGAGCGUGCUUCAAUUGCGCCAGCUCCGGUUGUACCACCACGAGUUUCAACUUCUUUAACUGCUUCAGCUGCAUCAGCUCCAACUGCAUCAGCUCCACCAGCACAUACUCGGUCGUCUUCGCUUCAAGAAUCUCCCAAAACUAUUCGUCAACUUAAUGAAGAGAAAGACUGUCAAGAAUCAGAAGAGAAAAUCAUGAAGAUUCGCAUUACAUCUACAGAACGUUCAACUGGAAACAAGAACGAUGAUAACCUCCCAAAUAGUCUCGUCGCCUCUUAUACACCUUUGAAUGGUGAUGAGGUUCUAAAGAGCCCUAGCUUUUCAUAUCCAGACAUAGAUGGUCAUAACCAGAGCCCUACCUUUUCGUAUACAGACAUAGAUGGUCAUAACGUUCCAAAGAGCCCUACCUUUUCGUAUACAGACGUAGAUGGUGAUAACAUUCCACAGAGCCCACCCUUUUCGUAUACAGACUCAGAUGUUGAUAACGUUCCACAAAGUCCACCCUUUUUAUAUACAGACUCAGAUGGUGAUAACGUUCCACAGAGCCCACCCUUUUCGUAUACAGACUCAGAUGGUGAUAACGUUCCAAAGAGCCCUACUUUUAACACUGACUUUAAAAUUGAUUCAACUAGCCAAAAUACAUCUCAAACGAAUGCUUUAGCUAUCCAUAAAACAAUCAGCGGAAUAGUGGAAGCAGUCCUUGACAAAGAUGACUCUAGUGAAGACGCAAAGCCAAAUAAUACCAAGAAACUAAAAUCAUCAAGCCGAAAAGAGUUAAACUCAACGUUAAACACAUCUACUGAAAGUCUAGAUGCAAAAUUUUGCGAUGAUAACGCUCUAAAUGGUCCGUCCAUGAUUUAUACUGGUCCUGACCCUCGUCGUGAAUAUUAUUAUUAA
Molecule: messenger RNA, 2123 nt
Organism: Bursaphelenchus okinawaensis
Lineage: Eukaryota; Metazoa; Nematoda; Chromadorea; Rhabditida; Aphelenchoididae
Source: the annotation of a GenBank genome assembly